UUGCAUUUAAUUAACACAAUAUCGUAGGUUUGUGUGACCGGAACACGAAGGCAGCAACGUACGGCCGGCGCGGGCCACGCGGCCGCUCGCGCGAUGUGUAACACCAAGACUCGACAAGUAGAGCAGAAUGAUCUGGAUAGCCAUUGCUUAUGAAUCGGUUAUUACAAAGCUGUAGAAAUACUGAAUAGUUACGCUAAAACAAGUAAAGGAACAAAAGGCCUUGCUUGCUUUUUUUUAGUCUUUUAGACGAUUUUAUAUAGGGGUAGACAAGUUUUAUGAGUUAGAAUCUUAAGAUCAAAUCUCACUGAAUUAUGGCGUAUGAUAUCCUGCUUGAAUUGUAAAAUUCAUUUCUCUGGGCUGUAGAGCUUGAAAAAGAUAGCUCGAAUAGCAGAGUGGUGUAGUGAUUGUCACUAAAAUAUAGGCAACGCAUUGCGGGUUUCAUCCCCGCAAGGGACAAAUAUUUUAUGCACAUGAUAUUAAUGUUUGUUCGCGAUCUAAGAAAUUAAAUUUUUUAAGAUAGCCGCAUUGAAGUAUUUCCGCCAUUAGGUUUCAAUGUGCCAAGUAUUAGAUAUGAUUAUUGUACCCAAAAAGAAAAUAGUUUUAAAAAUUAUCCAAGGGGAACCAUGAUGUUUAUACGCAUAUAUUUUAAUUGCUGAGAAAAUUCGUAACGGCUGUUCCCAAAACUUAAAAGUGAAAGUAAUCUUGAUUGAGUCGGAAAAUCGAGUGUGAUUUUCAAUUAACGUGGAUUCCAAUAAAUACACAAGUAUUUACGACGCGCACGCCUCACACGCCUCGCGUUCAAUUUAGCAGUGAUUGCUAUAAUCGUUAUGUGUACGGCGAGCCGCAACUCGCUAAGAAAAAGUCCAUUCUUUUCAUUGACUGUGCUUGUAAACAAGCUGCAGUUGGUGAGCAUUAGUUAACGUGUGCCUGCCGAGCUCGCACGCAUUUGCUUUAAUACAAAUAUAAAUAAAAUGUAACAAUGUUGACGACGAAAGUGUGUUUAUUCGCGUUGUUAAUGGUGUUCGCAGAUUGUAGCAAAUCUUUUUCGCGCCAUUUUAGUGGAAGUAAUUCUAAAAAGGAUUUGACUAGGGUUGCGAGACGUACGCUCCGUAGCGAUGUGUUCGAUAAUUUGUUCAACGUCUAUGAUCCGACGUUCCUGGCGCUGGUGUGGCCUAAGAUAACGAAUGGGAUGCACAUCCUCGUGGACUACGCGUGCUGGGACGACCUCGGGUUCUUCUUCAGAGAGUUGUCGGAAGGCAGAGCAUGGGCUUACAACGUUCUCGACGCAUCAGGUCGUUACAAGUCAGGGCUCUUCUCCGGCCAACGCUUUUGGCUGGGAUCCAAAGAGCAAUGCCUACGACUGGAUAAAGAGUCUUUGAAUAGCAACGGGACUCGCAGAACCGAUUAUUAUAAUUCUCCCGUUUCGCGAAAGAAGUAUUUCGAUGAUGAAACGCUGGAGUGGCGUUGGAUGCCGGCACCCGGAGGGGUCGCACAAAAUGUUGACGAUCGCUGGCCGCCGUAUAGACUGGCUUACACGACGGUCGAAAUUAAUUUGAAUAUAACUAAAUUCAACAUGGAAAAGGCGUAUGAUGUAACCCUGGGUCUUUGCAUGCCGCGCUCGUGUUCGGCCCGCGACAUCACAUCCGUCAUCAACUUUUCCAUAAUGAUCAACGACAAUCUCAAAACCAAUAAAACGACAUCACGUGCCGCAAAAAUUAUGAACGUGAGGCGAGUACCGGGGCAUUAUGACGUAGAAGCAGAUACUGCCGCCAUCCUACUGAUCUGCAUCACAACAAUACUAGUUACAUUAGUAAUAGCAGCUACCGUUGUCGACUUGGACCUGAUCAAAUGUCUCCCGUACGGCAGCAAAUCGAUGACAUUCGAUUUAGAAAAGUACCACACCGAUCCAAACAGGCACGUGGAAAAGGAAGUCAGACGUGAUAAUAUCAUAAAGACAGAAACGGACAAAUUAGCCGUUGAAAACGUCAAAAUAAACUAUUUGGCGGUUGAGAACAUGAUGAAAUGUAGCGCUCCCACGAUUACGCUGGACGUAAAUUGUGCGGAAAAGACGUUAGGCAGCUGCAAGCGAUGCGGGAAGUACAGGAAGCAGUGCAGCUACCCGCGCCAGACCGACAACCUGCCGCCCUGCCCGCGCCAGCAGUACAACUCCUUUGCCAGUCUGAGCACCGAGAGCAAGAAGAAGAGCAUCUUCUGCAGACUUCUAUUAUGCUUUUCGCUUGCUUACUGUUGGAGAAGAAUCUUUAAUACCAACAUGGCGAACAAAAACCUCUCGUUGAUACAUGCCAUGAGAAUCGUGGCCACUUUUUGGAUAAUGUUUAUUCAUACAGCUGUGAUAGUAGCUUAUAUCUCAGACGCCGCUGAUGAUGUAAACGAUCAAAACAAUAUUUAUUACAUAAUGGCGACUGGAACAAUAGCUUUUGAUACAUCAUUUUUUGUAAGCGGUCUGUUUAGUUCUCAUCAUUUCUUCUUCCUGAAGAGUCAGUACAGCGUCAAGGAGCUGGUGGGGUUCCGGGGCGCGUGCGGCCAGCUGCUGCAAUUCGUCUGCUUCGUAACUAACAGAGUCAUCAGGUUACUCCCGUCAUACGGCUACGCGGUGCUGGUGUCGGCCGUGAUGGCGCGGUACUCGCAGUCAUCACGCACGCUGGUGGUGCCUGACCGCGAGGACAUCAACUGCCGCCAGAACGGCUGGAGGAACCUGCUCUACAUCAGCACUAUUUAUCCAGAAGAAGAACAGUGCAUGCAGAUAUCGUGGUACAUGUCGACGGAGACUCAGCUGCACAUGGUGGGCGCUCUCCUGUGCGCGGCGAGCUUCUCGUCAGCGUUGCGCGCGCGCAUGUGCGCUGUGCUCGCUGUGGUGGCGAUACUAUCCUCCACGGUCGCCGAUGCUAGUAAUUCCUACUUUGAUUUUGCUCAUCUGUUUAAGAACACUUUCGGAGCAUACUGGAUUAUCAUUGCGCGGCCCUUGUCGAGAGUAUCUCCAUACUUCAUCGGUGUAUUCACUGGCUGGGUGAUACACAUUGUCCAGGGCAAGCUCAAGGUGUCUAAGAUGACAUCGACCCUGCUGUGGGUCGCGUCGCUGUCGUUCAUGUUCGUGUCGUGCGCGGUGCCGCUGGUGGGGCUGCCGUGGCUGGCGGCCUGGCUGCACCUCACCUGGCCAGUGGCUCUGCUGUGGCCUGUGCUCAUGGGCACCACCAACUUAUCUGGCGUGUUCCGCCGCCUGCUGUCGUGCGGCGGGCUGGCGGCGCUGUCGCGGCUGUGCUACGGCGCGCUGCUGCUGCACGCGGCCGUGGCCCGCGCCGCGCUGCUGGCCGCCGACACCGCGCUGUGCGGACACACGCUGUGCAUUUGGCUAUACUUCGCGGGCUGCGCGGUACUGUCGACGCUGGCGUCGCUGGGACUCUCUCUGCUGGUGGAGAUGCCGUGCUGCAGCCUGCUGCGCCGCCUCUCCGACUGCGCCUCGUGACAAUAACACAACCACAUCAAAUGUAUCUAUUUAUUAUAUCAUCAUAUUCCGUAAAAAACUUACAACUAGUUAUAUUUACAGCCUAUUUACAUAAUUACGUACAGGAUAAUGUACAUUCUUAUUCUAGUGUAUAAUAAUUAAUAUUUGUUCAGAAUUUGUUUAUAAAAAGAUUUUUUGUUUAUGCCAGGUCAUAAGGUUCUGGGUGAAAUCAUUCAAGGAUCAGUUUAUACUGGUCGGUAACAUCGAUCAACUAUGUGCCAGUAUGAAUUGACCCUUAUGCCUUAUUGACCUGUCAUGACGAUGAAGAGAUAUCAGAAAAUAAUAAUUUUAUAUGUUUAAAGCCAAGUUAACAAUAUUUUCACAUCAUUAAAACCAAUUCUAGCAUUUAUGUUUAGCUUAUAAGUUUCAAGCACUCAUAUUUAAUGAACAAUACCUACGUUUUAUUUAUUUCAAUGUAUUUUAAGUCAACUUUUUUUGUAAAUUGUAAUAAAGUUAAUAACUAAGUUA
Trichoplusia ni (cabbage looper) is the source of this 3991-nucleotide messenger RNA. RefSeq names its product nose resistant to fluoxetine protein 6-like. NCBI's taxonomy places the organism in Eukaryota, Metazoa, Arthropoda, Insecta, Lepidoptera, Noctuidae. The transcript is spliced from 13 exons. The record is from RefSeq and is a predicted model, not a curated record. The coding region runs from base 980 to 3484 and encodes 834 amino acids. Gene Ontology annotation, molecular function: acyltransferase activity, transferring groups other than amino-acyl groups.